Molecule: messenger RNA, 900 nt
Organism: Lodderomyces theae
Lineage: Eukaryota; Fungi; Ascomycota; Pichiomycetes; Serinales; Debaryomycetaceae
Exons: 1
Coding region: 1-900 (299 amino acids)
Source: RefSeq, a predicted model, not a curated record
AUGUUGGUACUAGACAUAGACCAUAGCCUCCAAUAUUACCGUUUACGCUGUGAUACAAACACCGAGUUCACCUUGACAGUAAAGAAACAAGAUGUUUCCAGAUUGGUUACAAUCCCAAAUGACCAAAUUAGAGUGAACAUUGAGCUUUUGAUUAACAACAAGCCAUUCCCAGUUGAAAUCGCACAACAAGUAACUAACAAAUUCCAAUACAUUUUCAAAUUUUCCAACUACAAGGUUGAUCGCAAUUGCAAUGGAUUCAUUGCAAGAUGCCAAUACAUGGCUGAAAGAAAUAGGCUUCAGAAAAAGACACCACUUGUUGCAACUAAGAUGUCAACUAUUGAAAUGGAACUUUUCAUAAAUACCGAGUGUCAACAAAUCGAGUAUGAAACCAUCAUCUCAAAAACAAAUUUAUUAUACACAGCCUACUUUAUUGAUGGAAUGUUACAGUACCCAUUCAUAUUCUGUCCUAUUGCAAGAGCUAAAAUGGGGAGCUUGUUCACUCAACCAACCGUUCCCAGAAUAGAAAUUGAGUCAGAGAGACAGACAAAUUUGUCAGUCGCUCCAGCCAGAUUCAAACAUCGUCAACCUUUCAAAACAAAAAGAUGUGCAACUUUUGCUUCUUUGCAAACCAAGAUUACUGCUGAUAUCGUUGCAAGAGAGAGACAAAGGUAUUUCAACUUCUUGAAAAGUUUUGAGGUUAGCAAAGAGGCUCGGGAGGAAUACAGUUUGGAGCCGAAGAAGUUGUAUGAAAGGUACCAGAGACAUUACUCUCUUGCUAGGUAUGCUAAAAACCCAACUGGUUAUUUGAAAAAAUGCAGGAAAUGUGGUUUGACCCCCAAUUUUUUGGCUUUUGAGUUGCCAGGGGUGGCAUGUGUAUCAAAUUGUGUAUUUGAUAAAUAA